AUGUCUCUUGACUCUCAAUCAGCUGAGCUUUUCACUGCUCUUACCAGAGAUGAAGAUCCUCUUGAACGUUGAGUUGCUUUCACUUUUCCAACACGAAAAAGUUUUAUCGUUCCCAGUGAAUCACAAGCAAAGGAAAUCGUUUUGCAUCCUAAAGUAAAAGUUACCAUGAAAACUGAUGGUCAAGAUACAGAAGAUGAUAUUCAGGGUAAUUGUACAGUCGCUUAUUUAUCACAUUGUUUGUCUUGGAAUAAGAAUAAAUCAUCUUGUAGUUCAAUGGGUGCAAUUUCUUACCGAUGGUUUCAUGAUGGUUGCUGUGAAUGCGUUGGUCUUAUUGAUUUGGGACUUGAUGAGUCCAAAUGUCUUCAUUGUCCAUUGAUUGGCAACAAGAACGACGAACCAUCCGAAAAAGCACCGAAUUCAGUAGUUAAUGACUUGUAA
This is a messenger RNA of Panonychus citri (citrus red mite), 438 nucleotides long. RefSeq names its product twisted gastrulation protein homolog 1-like. Lineage: Eukaryota; Metazoa; Arthropoda; Arachnida; Trombidiformes; Tetranychidae. The record is from RefSeq and is a predicted model, not a curated record. Gene Ontology annotation, biological process: regulation of BMP signaling pathway.